GUGAAGAGCGAACCGAAGCAAGAGCACAGUCUUAAAUAAAGGUCUUGCAACUCGCCCAAUUUUCAGCGUUGAGAAUAGUCUCGUUAAAGAAGCAGGGUGCAUUUAAACUUUUGGUCCCAAGCGUCGCUAUGGUCGGGUGACUCCUUGUCCAUCUCACUCUAUAACAGUCGGCUAUGGGAGAGAGAAAUAGCAACGGUCGUUUGAUCGCAACGCCUCUUGUGGCCAUGAAGCGAAAUGAAAAAUGCUUCUCUAUGGAGACUACCCCCUCCAUGGGAGUUGCAAGACCUGUACGUAAGACCGCGGGCGAGAGAAACCGCGCGAGUUCGGACGAACUCGGGAUUCUUCGGUAGCCCUGGUUUUGAACCGGGAAUCUGCAGAAAGUGCUGAUAGCGUUAUCGCGAUUUUUGGCUUUUGACGUGAGAUUGUGUGAUAUUUAAUGGAUCUUUACCACUUUACGACGGACUAUAAUUUUCAAACGGACUGUGACGUGGAUGCAGCGGAAUCGAGUGAGAGAGAGACGGGAGGAAAACAGCCAACCGUCACUAGACGAGCGACGAGUAACAAUGACUCGGUACACCCGGAUAAUCAUUUUAGGGUGGAAAAUGCCUAAGGGUAGUAUUCAUUGGCAGGGGACACAGAGGAGAGCCUGUGCUCCUGGUGCCCAUUGGAACGUGCAGGUGGUCAGAGGUAAAGUGACGACACGCUGUCUGUGGCAUGCGUGCAAAGCACUUGGAAUUGGACUUUUGUUAAUGCUUUUGGGUGCCUGCAUGGCGACUAUAGGAUAUUACGCUGAUCAGCUGUCCGUCGCUCAAGAGGUCAGAGGGAAUCUUACUGUGAAAGUUAAGAACGAGUCACGUGGUUUUCAUCUUAACAAUCUCAGCUAUGCUGGACCCAUUGUCAUGGGCGUAGGAGGUUUCAUCGUAGUGGCUGCCUGCGUUAUGACGUUCGAGGCUCGCGACAGUGCAGCCAAGGUGGUACCAGCUCGUUUCCGGUUCAAUCAAAACACACCGAUAAAAACGGCAAAGAGUCAACGAAGCCGUAGAUCGACUUCCUGUCAAACGUCACGUUGGGAUCAUCAGCUGGGUCUGUUUCGAGUGAACCGAAGUCCAAGUCCGAGUUUGCAUGACUCAUCGAGGAAGCAACUGACAGUGGAUUUAAUGAAGUUCUCGCGAAAUCUUCACGACAAGAGGACGAGUCAUCCGAUAAAGAAGAGUCCAAGCGCGCCAAGUUUGAUCGAGAAGAGGUCGCCGCGACGCCGAGCGCCGAAGUAUUCAGGAUGCGCUUUGCUGAACCCUAAGCUACUUCAGCGUCCUCUCUCGGUAGACCAUCCUGGUUACAGUCCAAAGGUCAGCCGGGAGAGCUUAGAGAAUCAGAAGAUGUCGGGUAGUCAGGUAUCCAUGGCGAUGGAUCUUCAUAUUCCUAACAAAGGACCAGUGACCUUGAAAAUAAAAGAUCGUUCAGACACCGCCAGGAGACAUCAGCUGCUACGGCAGACCAAGGUCGAGGACGAAGAGGUCGAGAUACGUAAACGAAGUCAUUCUUGUUCGCCAAAGUUACAAGGUUACACGAGGUACCCUGAUGACUUCCUGUCACGAAAACGGAACUCCGUAGACCUACUCUUUCUGGAGGAUCUCGAGGUCAAACGUACUCCACGUGACAUCCGGAAGACCACGUCACCGAAUUUUCGCAAAAUGUCUUUAGACCGUGUCGGUGGUGAAAGACGUCUUGAACGUAACCUGGGCCAUCGUAAGUCCAGUUUUGACUUCCGGCGCAGUCCAGAUUUUCGUCGUGGUGACUACCGGAAGUACUCCAUCGACAGAUUCACGGCUGACUGUGCUAAAUACGUCGCCGAAGAGGUCGAGGCCAGGUCCAGGGCUCACAGCGGCGAGAGUGUCAGGAAGCAACGACGUCCAAGACUUUAUCACUCAAAAUCAGAUGAUAACAGAAGACGAUCUUUAGAUAAGAACAGACGCGAUUCUCAGGCCAGCAGAUAUUCCCUGAAUACACAAGUGGUCCUUGGAGGCUGCGCACCUGAAUACGAACUUAAGUACUUCACUGCUACCAGUCUGGAUACUGAGGAGAGUCGUGCUGAUAAUUCGGAUGAUAGUCACGUGGUUGAGAUUAAUGAGAACACGGCAAUAACGGCAGCAUCCGAUGGUCCAGCUGAAACUGAAGCACUGCUGGAGGAACCGGAACUAGAGAAUCUUACGGAAAUCGACGUGGAGAGCUCGGUUGGCGACUUGGAUGACCUGAACGAAGAUCAAUUUAACGAAUCAGGCUUGAACACUGUGAAAGCUGAGGUUUCGGAAAUUUUGAUAAAUGAUACUGAACCACGUGACACGGCUUUGGAUAUGGAAGACGUUUGAAAAAAAAAUUUUUUUAAUUCGACAAAGAUAAGAUACAACAGCGAUGGAUCCCAUUUUCAAAUUGUCUUUUAUCUUGUUUUCUCGCUGGACGAAGAGAACAAAAAUUCAAAAAUUAAGAUUCUACGAUAUCGGUAUUGAGGAUUGAUCCGUAGUUACGGAUAGAAAAAAAAAACGAUAUCUUUCUCAGAUACGUGACUUUUUUGAAAAAAAAAUAUAUAUAUAUCAUACACGCAUAGAAAUUUAAGGGCUGCACGACCUCGAGGAUCGGUGGGCUCAAUGAGAAUAAAAACAAUAAAUCUAGCGUAAACAGAACUGACGAGAAUGAAAUUUUGCGAAUUGCGUUUUGAAAUGUGACAAUCAUUUUUCGAUUGAGACGUCGAGGCUAACCGACGUGCUCUGGCGCGUGAUAACGUAGAAUAAUAUACAUAUGUAUACAAGCGUACUUAUAUAUAUAUAUAUAUCUAUACAAACUGGUAUCUUCUUUUUGUGACAGCUGCUGAAAAAAAAGAGACACACAGAGACGUACACGCACACAAGGCCUUAUCAGCGGCAUAAAAAUAGACAGCUGCGAUUUCGCCACGUAAAAUAAGGCCUAUAUCCGUGAAUUCACGACACAAACAAUAAGAGAUGUAAUUUCUUCGAGGCAGCGAUAAUUUUGGAUGAUACCGAAAAAAAAGAAUGGAAAGGAAAAAUAAAAAAAUCGAGCUUGGUCAGCGUCUCAGAUACGCAAGUCGAACCGGAAAACAGACGUAAUGUUGUAAAACGAUCUACUAUCGUGCAAAUAUAUUUUUGUAUCCUGUAUAUAGUCGUCAUCCCGUGUAAUAUGCGUAUAAUGAUUCUAGACGGAGUUGAGAGAAUUUUGAAAAAUUAAUUUUUAUUUUAUACAUUAUCUUCCGACCUGUGGGAUAAAUGUGGGUGAAAACGAAAAAAAAAAAAGAGAAUUUGUAACACAAUUGUCAAGGACACGCUCCUUGCGAUUUUCUAUUUUUAAUUCCAAAGAUAAUAAACACAAUAAUCGAUAACUGUGUAUGUACAUUUAUGUAACGCGUAUUCAUGUGAAAACUACGUAAGCGCGAUAUUGUUCUUGUAUUUAUUGUAUUCGAAAUGCGCGCGUAGAGCGACACGAUACUUAAGGAAAAAAAAAGAAAAGCAAAGAAAACAUAAUCAAACUGUGAUCGAAUUGUACUAAAUACUGUACGAAUCGUAUAGAAGUAACGUGCACGUGUAAUUCCGUAAGGUUUUAAUUGGGGACGAUAAGGAAUGCGAUUUGUAAUUUUAAAAAAAGGUACCUAAUCAAUUAUAAAGAAAAGUGAAAUGUAAUCGUUGCAUGUUUAUUGUUGUGAAAUAUUAAU
Molecule: messenger RNA, 3718 nt
Organism: Cephus cinctus (wheat stem sawfly)
Lineage: Eukaryota; Metazoa; Arthropoda; Insecta; Hymenoptera; Cephidae
Exons: 5
Coding region: 492-2366 (624 amino acids)
Source: RefSeq, a predicted model, not a curated record